Molecule: messenger RNA, 1089 nt
Organism: Camellia sinensis
Lineage: Eukaryota; Viridiplantae; Streptophyta; Magnoliopsida; Ericales; Theaceae
Source: RefSeq, a predicted model, not a curated record
AUGGCGUCAGAAAUAGAUGUCGGUCCUAGUGAACGUCGGUCAAUAACAGCUUCGAACAGAAGACUCCGUGAAUUAGAGAGACGCGGACGUGCUCGAGUGCAUGAUGAUGACAUGCACAUUGCCAUGGAUGAUGAUCCUAUACAUGGUGCACCAGUUAUGAAUGAUAUUGCUAUGGAUGAUGACUCUACUGGUUAUGAUGCUGACAUUGUUGAUGAAGAUAUCCUUACUCAGCCAUUUCCGGGAGGUCCAACUAAUCCAUCAAUCCUUAAAAGCUUUAAAAGUCAUAUUGCCGCAGCUAUUUGGAAUGGUGCUGAUGAAAGGGGGCCCUUAAAGUGUCAUAAUCACUCAUUUAAGAUUCGUCCGUGGCCGUGGUGGGAACAAGGAAACAACGCUACAUUUGUAAACAUUGUGGAGAUGUCAAGACUUGCACAAUUAGCUCGUUGCACAUACCGCUUUGUCAAUAAAAUUGUAGUGUCUAGUUUUGUUAAGAGAUGGCAACUGGAGACAAACACCUUCCAUUUGAUUGUUGGAGAGAUGACUAUCACAUUGGACGAUGUCGCCACUAUCCUAGGACUUUCCAUUGUAGGCAAAUCUAUUAGUGUGCGUAAGUUGUCAGAAAGGCGGGCCAUUGCAUUAAUAGUUAAUAUCUUGGAAAUUGAUGAGCAAGACGUCAGACAUGAGAUAUGUAGUGCUGAAGGCAAUUCAGUGAGGCUUGAGUGGUUGAGGGCACACUUUCAUAAUGUCACAGACAAUGAUUCAAUGGAAAGAAUUGCAUGUGCAGGUAGAGCAUACUUGCUAUUUUUGUUGGGUUGUACACUUUUCAGUGACAAGACUUGUACUAGGGUCCCCGUUGUUUAUUUGAGUUUGUUAUCCGAUUUGACGAUUGUAUCUUCAUAUGCUUGGGGUGCUGCUGCAUUGGCAUACUUAUAUAGACAUAUGGGGUAUGCUAGCAGGUCCGGCGUGAAACAAAUAAUCGGUUACAUGACACUCCCUGAGGGAUGGAUUUAUGAGAACUUUCGUGGAUUCCGACCACACUUGAAUAUGAAUUACACUCGAGACAUGCCACAUGUUUACCGUUGGACUUCUUAG